UUUCUCUCUUCUAACACAGCCCACGCUACCCAACACUCCAAUACUCCAAUAACCAGUGAGUCGUCACCGAAUCAAAACUUCUCUCUAAAGAGAGGUAAAAUUUUCUUCACUUUCUAGAAACCACCGAGCCAUGGCUCUAAUCACCCGAAACACCGCUAAUCGCCUCCCACGCCUCCUUUCUGCACAGCGAGCCCUCUCUCUCCACACCACCCUCCCUUCUCUCUCCUCCUCCUCCACCCCAACCACGUACGCUAGCCCUUCUCCCCCCUCAAUCUCCGGCCCUCCGGCGGGCCUCUCCAAGACUGCCGAAUACGUGAUCUCCAAGGUCGAUGACCUCUUGAACUGGGCCCGUCGUGGGUCCAUCUGGCCCAUGACCUUCGGCCUAGCUUGCUGCGCUGUCGAAAUGAUGCACACUGGUGCUGCUCGCUACGAUUUCGAUCGCUUCGGUGUCAUUUUCAGGCCCAGCCCUCGCCAAUCCGAUUGCAUGAUUGUCGCUGGUACUCUCACCAACAAAAUGGCCCCUGCUCUUCGCAAGGUUUAUGACCAAAUGCCAGAGCCUAGGUGGGUCAUUUCUAUGGGAAGUUGUGCAAAUGGUGGUGGAUACUACCACUACUCGUAUUCUGUUGUUAGAGGUUGUGAUAGAAUUGUCCCUGUUGACAUCUAUGUUCCUGGUUGCCCACCCACUGCUGAGGCGUUACUAUAUGGAGUUCUUCAAUUGCAGAAAAAGAUCAACAGGCGCAAGGAUUUCCUCCAUUGGUGGACCAAGUAAGGAUAUUACAAGUUGCUUCUGGGAUAUUUUGACUGCAGUGUUAAGAACAAAUAAAUCAUUUCUCUGUUGAAAUGCCCUGUAGAUGGAGAUUGUUAAGAUGGUUUUGAAUAUAAAAUCCUGAGUUUUACAAAUCAGGUUUGUUUUACAUGUAUGGUGACUGUAUGCCCUGUAUUAUUCGGAACUUCAAAUUUUGCCGACUUUAGUUUUCCCGUUAACUACCUGCACUAUCGUUAAAAGGAUGUUUAAGUUUUGUUUUAAAUGGAUAUGAAUGAAUUCCUCAAUUUUGUGCCAUCUCUGAUUUGAUGGUUUGAACUUUAAAAAGGCAGUUUUGUUGGGCUAUGUCAACAUAAGGGUGACCUUCAAUUCAAUGCCUAUAGGAUGGAGUUUUAAUGGCUGGUUUGGGUUUUCAUUGCCGUGGUAAUGCUAAUAUGGAAGUUUGGGUCGUAGGACUUGACUCGCAUGGUCAAGUUUGUGUUUGUAUUGUUAAUAUGAAUUUA
Messenger RNA from Durio zibethinus, 1266 nucleotides. RefSeq names its product NADH dehydrogenase [ubiquinone] iron-sulfur protein 7, mitochondrial. Lineage: Eukaryota; Viridiplantae; Streptophyta; Magnoliopsida; Malvales; Malvaceae. Gene Ontology annotation, biological process: mitochondrial respiratory chain complex I assembly; aerobic respiration; electron transport coupled proton transport. The record is from RefSeq and is a predicted model, not a curated record. Gene Ontology annotation, molecular function: 4 iron, 4 sulfur cluster binding; quinone binding; NADH dehydrogenase (ubiquinone) activity. Gene Ontology annotation, cellular component: respiratory chain complex I.